Messenger RNA from Rotaria sp. Silwood1, 2448 nucleotides. The record is from the annotation of a GenBank genome assembly. Lineage: Eukaryota; Metazoa; Rotifera; Eurotatoria; Philodinida; Philodinidae.
AUGUUUAAGGCAGCAAUAUUACUUUCCUAUCAAUAUAAUAUGACAAUCGAAACUAGAUACCUAGGAUGGGAAAUAGAUACAACGACGGGCGUUGUAAUAGAUACACUUGAUACUGCAUGUCGUGAUCUUACUGCUUCGAAUGUUGUUGGCAUUGUUGGUCCUAGUUUAUCACGAGAAGCUCAAUUGAUAGCUCCAUUAGGUGAUAAAAUAGGUAUACCUGUCAUAUCGUAUUCAGCAACUGAUUCUGGAUUAUCUAAUCGAACUGUUUAUCCAAAUUUUUAUCGUACUGUACCAUCGGAUGGAAUAGCUGCAUUAGCCCUUACAAAAUUAUUCAAUCGAUUCAAUUGGACAUCAUGUGUAAUAAUUUAUCAAAAUGAUGCUUUUGGAUCUAGUGGAGCCAAUAUGAUUGUAUCCAUAUUUAAUACUAGUGGUAUAAGUGUAAAACAAAUGAUUUUAUUUGAUAUUAAUACACUUACCAUUCAAGGAGAUUUAGGACCUAUUCUAUCUAAUACAGCAACAAGAAUUAUUAUCCUAUGGGCUCAAUCAGCUUAUUCAACUAUGAUUUUACAAUCGGCUCUUGAAGAUAGUGUAGUUGGUCCAUAUUUUACAUGGAUACUUAGUUCUGAUGUUUCAUUGAGUUCUUUCAAUCAAACAUUACAACAAAAUCUAAUUGGAAUGCUUCAAAUUGAACCAGCUACAGCAAUAUAUGUUAAUGAACUAAUCAAUCAAACAUUGUUAAAUGCAGCAGCCAAUUUAUGGCAACAAUAUGAACCAUCAACAUUUCCUGGAACGGCCAAUAUAACUAAUUAUGCAUUGUUUACAUUUGAUGCAACAUGGGCAUUGAUUCAAGCCUUACAAGCAAUGUGUUCAUCAACAAUAAAUAAUUCUUCUUCGUGUUUAUCACUCAAUCAGUCAUCGUACUGUUUCGAUCAUCGUCUUGUUCAAUCUACAGCAUUAAUAAAUAGUAUGAAUUCCAUAAACUUUCUUGGUGUCACUGGUCCUAUACAAUUCACUGCUAAUACAACAGAUCGUGUUAAUGGUUUGUAUUAUUCUAUAAAAAAUGUUCAAUCUAUGUCAAAUGUUUUAACUUUCGUACCUGUAUUAAAAUAUUCGUAUCCUGGUGAUUGGACAUUAACUACUCCAAAUACUACUAUAGUAUGGCCAGGUAAUUCAUCAACACAACCUACUGACAAACCUAUUCUUAGAGGUGUAACAUUACGUAUUAGUGUUAUUGAAUCAGUGCCAUUUACUAUAGUUGACUAUGUGGCCAAUGGAUCCAGCAAUAGUACAUUACAACUAUCGGGCUACAUAAUAGAUUUGAUUAAAGCCUUACAAAAGAGUCUUGGGUUUGUUCCAACUAUUACUCUGGCAAAUUCAAAUAAAACGUAUGAUCAGUUAGUUCUAGGAGUACGCAAUGGUGCUUAUGACAUGCUUGUAGGUGACGUCACUAUUACUUCUACACGACGAGAAUCAGUCGACUUUUCUAAGUCAAUAUUUGAUAAUUCUUUACGUAUAAUUAUGAAAAAAAAUCCUACUGCAUCUGUCAAAUUAUUUGCAUUCAUGAGACCAUUUUCAGUUGGUCUUUGGCUAUUAGCAUUAGCUGCUGUUUGUUUUUCUGGUUUUCUGUUUUGUUUAAUUGAAAGACAAGAAAACGAAGAAUUACGAGAGCGACCAUUAUUCUCUCAAUAUAUCAUGAGUCUAUGGUAUAGUUUUUGUAAUAUAGUUGGAUGUGGUGCAGGUUAUGACGCUUGUACAGCUCCUGGACGACUAUUUACUGGUGGUUUAUAUAUUCUAAGUGUAAUAUUAGUUGCAACAUUUACAGCAAAUCUAGCAUCGUUUUUAACAAUCGAAAAAACACAGAAUAGUAUAACUGGAAUCGAUGAUAUUAAGAAUGGAAAGAUACCAUUUAAUCGUAUAGGUAUUCAUGUUGGUACAGCUUCUGAAGAUUUUUACUUGAGUGAAGUUUCGAAAGGCAUACGAAAUUAUUAUCAAUUAAAAUCGACACAACAAAUGUAUAAUUAUCUACUCUCAGAUACUAUUGACGCAGGUUUCAUUGAUAGCGGUAUUGGUGACUAUAUAACAAAUAAUGUUUAUUGUAACUUAACCUUGGUCGGACAAGUAUUUGAUAUUAGUGCAUUUGGCAUCGUCAUUCCUCAACAGUGGAUCUAUGCACAAGAUUUAGAUGUUGCUAUUUUAGCAUUAAGAGAAGCUAGUGUACUUGAUAAUUUACAACAACAGUGGUUUGAAAUGCAAGAGUGUCCUACUGUAACUCAACCAGAGAAUUCAAUAGGAAUCAACGAAAUAUGUGGAGUAUUCUUAAUUUUUGCUGUGAUUUGUGUGUUAACGUUGCUCUUCUAUGCAUGGAAAAAACGAGAAGAUAUCAAAAUUUAUUUACUACCAUUAAUAAGAAGAAAAGACAUUCCACCCAAAGACAUUCCACUGGAAUAA